Molecule: messenger RNA, 6081 nt
Organism: Stylonychia lemnae
Lineage: Eukaryota; Ciliophora; Spirotrichea; Sporadotrichida; Oxytrichidae
Source: the annotation of a GenBank genome assembly
AUGGGUUGUUGUGCAAGUAAAAACUAGCAUUUGAAGACCUAAAUUCCUCUAGAAAGUGGCUCUCAUAGGCCAACAUUAGAUUAAAACAGCUAAAAAGGUCUCAAAAUGAGGCAAAUGGUUAAAGCCCCAGAAUUAAUUGGAGAAAGAAUUUCAGAGAAGGAAAAGGUAGAUACUCCAUUGCUAACUGAAGAUAAUCAGAACUUUAUCUAAUCGUCUAUUGGGGCAGGUGCAGGCCCAUAAACUAAUGAGAAUUCUAAAAGUAAGAAAUUGAUCAGAGUUGAAAUGUACGAAUCAGUUGAAUAACAGUAGAAGAAGGAGAGGAUUAACCAGUACUUUGAUAUAUCGCCUAAAAUUCCAAAGAAAAACAAAAUAUAUCACCUUACAAACGUAUUUCCUGUCAGCAGGCCCUAUUCAAAUUUGUCUGAUUGGUAAAAAAUACUCCAAAAAAACUAGCAAAUGACUGAAGAGGAACUUGUCACUAAGAUAUUGCAACUAAGAAAUAGAAAUUGGAUUCAAGAGCAGAUUAAUCUUCAAAUUGAAAUUCAAUACUAGAAUACUGCUUCAUUCGAAAGUCUCUUAACUUACAGAAAGAACAUUUAAUUGAGAGAGCAUUUUAACUGGUUUGUUUGGUCGAUAGGGUAGUUUUAUUUUCAUCAGAAGCCAUCUGAGAAUGUAUUUAAUCUGCCAAAAGUAAAUACGAGAAAAUGGACUGAUGGAUUUGAAUUUAAUGGAGUCUUUAUCAGAGUGCUUCCAUAUGAGGAUUCCUACUUUAUUCAAAAUGAGAUUUUAGCCUUGAAAUAUGUGCAGUUAGAAUUACUUGAACUUAACUCAAUGGCUAUUUAGAUCUAGCAGCAGUACGGUAACAUGAAAGAUUCUUUACAUAAAGAUGUAAUUUUACCUUUAAUUACUGGUGUCAGCUGUGGUGGUUUUUACCUCUAUGCUUCCCCGGUCAUUUACACUUAAGAACUUGACCCUACCAAAGAAUACUUCAAUUAAGGAUUAAAUGGAAGUAAAAUCUUCUAAGGUUAGGGUUCAGGUGUUUACAAUGAGAGAGGAUCAAUUCACAUGUAGGCUAUUAUGAAUCAAAGCAACAUGUCAUUUUCAUACUUACAUAAUAACAUCUCACCAGAAUUCAUCAAUGAUUCAUUGUUCAAGUUUAUGCCAAUUUUGAAGAAUAUCAAUACAAUAAACAUGAUUCCAAUCAUAGAUUUUGAAGAUUACAAUAAGAAGGUGAAUGAAGAAUAAAAAGAGGACAUCGAGUUGAAGUACUUUUUGGUAAACUUGUUUGAUGUUUUACCGAAGUUAAGUGAAACUAAAGCUGCAACUUAAUUAAUAAGAUUUCCUUCAUUUAUAAAUGAGGAGAUUACAUUCCAUGGAUUUCCUUCAAAUAAUCUAAUUGAAAUGAGGGAAUUGAAAGACUUGAUUAACUCCUAGAGCGAGCUUGAUAUAAAUGCUGAUGAUGAAGAGGAGUACCAGCAAGAUAUAAACAGUGUUUUUACCAAAAAAUAUUUCGCUAAGCAUGGAUGGGACUUCAUCUUAAUUUAGAAAAAAGGUAUCACCAAUGAAAAUAAGAGAGCUUCAUCAUUUUAUCUAUCAAGAGAAAUUCCUUUAAUGAAACGAUAAUAGUAGGAUCAAAGUGGUCAAAAUAAUAUUUUAUUCGUAGAUGAGUAUAUACCAAACUAAUAAGAGGAGCUUAAACAACCAUCUCAAUUUAUGUCACAUCAUAAGUUGUCAAUUUUUAGAAGGAACGAUUCGUCUGCAGAAAAAGAUAGUAAAAUUUGUGGAAAUGUUUUGCUUUCUGCUUAUCAUUUCAAAAAAGACUUCAAACUUCAAUACUCCAUGAAUAAUCAUACACUCUCAACUAAUAUUGAAUCAUUAUUUUCUGCUUCUAUUGAUUAAGUAGUCAAGGUAGUAGAGCAGUCAGAUAAUAUCUAUAAUUCGUAGUCAAUUAAAGAGUUAUUUCAUAGAAAAGGACUAAACCUUAGAUUUUAAUGGAUUGUACUAAUUAAGCUCAGGUUGAACUCAUCUAGAGAUUAAGUCAUGAUUGAUAUCUUACUAAGAGUAAUGAGGAAGAUAGUUAACGAGGAAAUAAAAAUGAAAGCAUUUGUUUAACAACCUAAUCCCUCAUCUGCUGAAACAGGCGGCCCUGUGUUCGAUGAAUACUUUUAAGGAAGCUAAAUAGACAAUUACAAAGAAUACUUGUGUACAUUUAUGAAUGCAAUUUUGAAGAAAAAGGUGCAAAAAAAUAAACAGAUAUUUGAUGAGACUCUACUUGGGUUAUUUUUAUCUAGAAUGUCAGUACUUGGUUUGCUCUACUCUCUCUAAAUGAGAAAAGAAGAGUUUAUAUAUCUGGAAUCAAAGGACAUACUUGAAGAUAUCAUAGAUGCUCCCUAAAGAAACCCAACUUAUUUCAUGAAUGCUGUCUAAUCAUACUUUAAAAUUGAUUUUAAGCCAGAGAUUUUGAGGCUUUGUCGCCAAGAUAAGCAUCUAUUCUUGUCUAAAGGACAACCAGUUGCCAAGAAUGAGAUAAAAACAUUGAAUCUUAAGAUUCAUAAUUAUUUCUCACUGAGAGAGCAGGCAUAUUUCCUUCUAGCAAGAUAAAUAUCUAAUGCUAAUGCCAAAGAGUCUCCAUCUAAGAAAAUUGCAUCAAAAAUAAAAACAAAAACAGACAAGGAUAAACUCAAAUAAUCAUUUUAAAAGCCAUUUAAGGAUCAGAAUAGUUCUUUCAUAUAAAAUUCCUCAAGAGGCAGAGUAAACUAAUCAGGAAUUGGUCCACACAGUGUCCUAGGCCAUCAAGACUCCACAAUAGAUAAUUAAAACACCAACAGAGUAAAUUAAAACCAGAUUAUUGGCAACAAAGAAUCCCUAUCCACAAUUAGAUAAUACCAUAACAUGGAUAAAGCUAUUAUUAAUGAUUCCGCAGAAUUUGGGUCACCUCCAAUAAAUUAGUCUAAGUUGAGCAAACUUUAAACUACUCAGGAUUAGAUCAUCGAUUUCACAAAGCUAUCAAAGCGUAGUAACUUCAAACCCACUCAGACAACUGAAAUUAUUUUACCUAGUGUUCUCUACAAGUUAAAAACAUUUAUUUCAAGUAAUCCUAUGUACUACUUCGAUGAUCAAACUAAAACAUACAUCGGUGAUACGCUUACAGUCCUUAAGUCAUACUAUGAGAUGCCUAAUAUUGAGGUUGUUGAUGAAUGGGUGAUGUUUCUUGAAAGCUAGCUUAAAGAUGUAUACUCUGUCAACGGAGGAGAGUAAGUUCUGUUAGAGGCUUUCAUUUAUUAAGCUCUGCUUAUUUACUUCUUCAAAAACGAUUAAGAAGAUCUAUUUAAGGUACUUACCAAGAUAAGGGAGAAUCUACUAAGUUAAUCACAUUGUGCUCCAGAAACUAUGAUUUUAUCACAAAUACUAAUAGGAAUAUACUAUGAAGAGUAAAAGGAUCAGCAUCCGUAGGAAGCAGAGAAGAACUAUUUAAUAGCAAUGAUAUGUAUCCUUAAUAUGUAUGGCGAUCCUAGGGGCAGAGGAAACAUAACGAUACCUUACUCUCUUUAUAUAUCUUGGAAGCUUUCAUUGAUUUCUCUAGCAGAAGAUAAGAAGUUACAUGAUUCAGAGUUUGCUGAGGAAUUGUUUGAUGCCGCGCUAAAAUGUCUUCCAAAUCAUAAAAGGUCAUAUAGAGAUUAAUAAUUAAGAUAGCUUCUUCAAUCACAAAGUAAUUCAAAUAAGUAGAAUUAGGAUGUAGCACCUCCUUUAUCGAAAUAUGAACUAGAGUUAGAAAAGGCAGAACUCGCGAAAUAACUAUUUGACAUUAAGAAAUAUAAAUAAAAGCCCUAUCACCUAACAUUUGCCAGCGGUGUGCCAAAAAAUAACACUAAUCUAGUAAAGCCCAAGUCAAAUAUCAACAGCAGUCGAGGUAACCCAUAAAAAUCAAGCAGUAAUUACAAUAGUCGCAGGGAUAAACAAGAAGCAAGUAUAGUCUAUGUGUCCUCUAAUAAUAACUUCGACAGAAAAAGCCACAGAGGUGCACCCAAUAAUCUUUAGCUACCAGUAGACAAGAAAGAUGGAAUCAAGUCUAGAAGUCAUAUACCAGGUCUUAAGAAGAAAAAUAAUAAUAAUGAGUAUGACAUAGAUCCAAGCGAGAUUGACUUGGGAAUCGAUGAUGAAAACAGACAAUAAUUCGUUGAUGAGAACUUCAAAAACAAUGAAUGGUAUAUUGGAGAGUGCCCCUUCUAGCACUGGUCACUCUAUAGAUAGUAAAUUGCUUAAAUCCUCCAAGCUCAUAAUCCUGUGAUAGCCAAAAAUAAUCUAGCAUAGAGUCAGUAUCAAAAGCAAAUUUACAAAAGCAUGCUUUAGAAAUUCUUGCCUAAAGAUAUGUUCUAUCAGUGGAUACUAAAAUUCAAUCCUAUGAUGUAUUAAAGCGGUAUAUAGUGGACUAGUGAGUACAUUAAAGGAGCAUUUUGCCAGAAUUAAUAAAUGGUCUCUUCAUCAGGUUCUUCAGCAGUGAUUAGCAGUAAUCAUAAUCUCAGCAGCAGUCAUCAUUCACUAAGCAGCAGCACACCAACCUCGGCCAAAGACAAGAGAAAUAUGCAUAUGGGAAGUUACUCACAGAUCUUGGGCAAAGAGGUAGGAGGCAUCAACAAGCAAGAAAUGAGUGGCGUAUUGUUCUCAAUGGGAACUGAUAACUUUGGCUAAUUAGGUCUUGAUGUUAUUUCUCUGAAUGACUAGUAAAAUCAUCAGCCUAGUUUAAAAGUAUUAUACCCGAGGAUGAUUGUUUCGCUGAGAGACGAAAUAAUCAAAGAUAUUUGCUGUGGUAAUAGUCAUACUCUUGUUACGAAUUUGAAUGGAUAGGUAUAUGUUUGGGGAGCUAAUUAAACAGGAUAACUUGGCCUUGGAGAUGAGGCACCUUCAUUUAUAAGAAAGCCAGUUCUUAAUCCUUAUCUUAGCAAUAUCAUAAAGCUAUCAGCAGGUUAUGAGCAUUCUUUAGCAAUUAACAAAAAUAAUGAAUUAUAUAUCUGGGGAAGUGGAGGAUUAACUGGUCUAAACACUUUAAAGCAACAGAAUGUACCUGUCAAAAUGGAAUUUUUCAGUAAAACUAAGAUUUUAACAGCCGUCUGUGGAGGUCUGCAUACAAUUGCGGUAAACAAAGAUGGUGAAACAUAUUCAUGGGGAUUAACCGAGGGUGGAUAACUUGGUCUGCCUCAAAGUUAAAUAGUUUAGCUUUGUCAAGGUCAAGGGGAGGAUCCAUAAGUUUUGACGCCUUAAAGAGUUCCUAAGCUCGAAGGAAUAUUCAUUCAGCAAGUUGCUUGCGGUGAAGCUCACACUAUAGGAAUGACAAAAGAGGGUCACUUGUAUGGAUGGGGAUAGAGCAAUUAUGGUUAAUUAGGACUUGGCUUUUCUGGAGAUUCAUUUGAACCAGGUCUAGGAAUGGAAAAGAGUAAAGUCUAUGAGCCAACCUAAAUCACUGGAUUGAAUCAUGAAAGAGUUACUAAGAUUGUAUGUGGGGCUACAUUUACUUUAUUCUAGACAGACAAAGGUGAUCUUUACGGCUGUGGCGUAAAUGACCUUGGUUAACUUGGACUUGAUACAUUUAUGGAGGAGAUGCAAAUAGCAACAUUAGAAAAAGCAAAGAAAGGUAAGCACAAUCAAACAACGGAUGUAAUUCUGCCAACAAAGGUUAUCUGUUUCUAAGGCAUCGCUAUUCACUAAAUUGCUUGUGGUGAAAGUCAUUCUUUAGCAGUAAGUGGUGAUGGAAUGAAUAUGCUUUGGGCGUGGGGCAUGUUUAAGAAUGGAUAGCUAGGUUUGGGCGAAGUGACAAUGAAGAUGAAUCCUAGGCCAGUUUAAACUCUAUGUUCAUCACAAAUAUAAAGAGUAGCUUGCGGAAGUAUGCAUUCAUUAGCUCUGAUUGGUGAUGCGAGCCAAGUCAGCACUUUCUCUUCUUAAUACUAUUCAAAUACUGAUACGCUUAAAAAUUACUGGGUUUGUGACCUCAGAGGUCUAGCUGAAAAUCUCAACCAUUUUAAUUACGAAGGCUUGGAUGACGAAGUUCCUGACGAUGCUGAGGGAAAAGUAAAAAAUCCUAAAUGA